This is a messenger RNA of Sceloporus undulatus (fence lizard), 1238 nucleotides long. RefSeq lists its product as uncharacterized. The transcript has 4 exons. Gene Ontology annotation, biological process: cytoskeleton-dependent intracellular transport; cytoplasmic microtubule organization. Gene Ontology annotation, cellular component: cytoplasm; centrosome. Gene Ontology annotation, molecular function: dynein light intermediate chain binding; microtubule binding. The coding region runs from base 237 to 1217 and encodes 326 amino acids. NCBI's taxonomy places the organism in Eukaryota, Metazoa, Chordata, Lepidosauria, Squamata, Phrynosomatidae. The record is from RefSeq and is a predicted model, not a curated record.
GCGGCGAUGGGACGCUGAGAGCAGAUCGCGCGAAGAAGGGACCCCCUGCUGGCUCUGCGGGUGGCUUUCUCCGACCCCUCUCCCCUGCUUCCCUCGCCUUCGGGGAGGAGGAGGAGGAUGCCCCCUUCGGCGGGGAUUCCUUGCCAGUAGCAGCCAGGCUUCUUUCCGGACUCCUGGCCAUUUGGGAGAGACGCGGAGGGAGCGAGAGCCGGAGCCCGAGGCCGAGGCAGGUGGCCAUGGCUCCUCCGGAGGGAGCCAGCCCGGCCAAGGCGGCCCUUCUCAAGCUGAGGAAAGUUCGCAAGAGGCGGGAGAUGCUCCUGCCCCAGCUGGGCUUCAUCUGCGCCCUGCUCUUCUUCGUCUGGGGCAUGGCCAGCCUGCUGCCCAAGCUCGGACAAGAAUCAGCUAUUGUCAACAGAAAUGUCCUGUCAGAAUUAUGGAGGAACAGAAGAUUGAUGGCAUCAAAUAAUGAGUCACAUGAAGAAAAGAACUGCACGGAGCCAGGUGAGAAAUUGAGAGCUUUAAGGUAUUCUUCAUCCCCCAUUUCUGCUUUGUUGUACUGCUGUAGCAAAAGCUGCAGUGAUGUGUCAGACCUGGAAUUGUCUGCCAUGCAAGAAGAACAUUUAAUGAGCACAAAACUUGGUAAGAGACAAAAAGCACAGGAACUGAAGGCCUUGCCCAAGCAAGCAGAAAGGGAUACUGACAAAAAGAGAAUUGAAGAACUGCUGGAAGAAAAUAUGGUGUUGGAGAUUGCACAGAAGCAAAGCAUGAAUGAAUCAGUACACUUGGGCAGAGAACUGGAGCAGCUGUCAAAGAGCACAGAUCUCUCAGACACGAGGAAGUCUUUUGUCUUUGAACUAAAUGAAUGUGCAUCAAGUCGCAUUUUGAAGCUUGAAAAGGAUAACCAGAGUUUGCAAAAUAUAAUCCAGGAGCUCAGGGAUGCAUCUGUAACCACUGAAGAGAAUAGUCUUAAAUUUGUGGAACUGCAAAAUGAAAAUCAACAGCUUGGACAAAAGGUAAGUAAGAAAACAUCAGGUGAGCUUUUCAGGACCUGUUUGGAAGUUUGGCCUUAUCUGAGACUCUGCUUCUGGCUAGUGCUAUCAACUGAAGCCAUGUUUUUACCCCCCACCAUGCUAACCCUGCUCAAAAAAAGUUUUCUCUGCUUGUAUGGGUUGUCUGCACAGGCCAAAUGGCCGAGGCUUCCCGCCACUCUCACAUAGUCUAACGCAGACAGCGCAAGC